Molecule: messenger RNA, 882 nt
Organism: Aspergillus luchuensis
Lineage: Eukaryota; Fungi; Ascomycota; Eurotiomycetes; Eurotiales; Aspergillaceae
Exons: 3
Coding region: 1-882 (293 amino acids)
Biological process (GO): protein phosphorylation
Molecular function (GO): protein kinase activity; ATP binding
Source: RefSeq, a predicted model, not a curated record
AUGCGCCUGCUCGAUCACUUCGAUGUAGAGGGACCUAAUGGGAUACAUCCCUGUUUGGUUCUCGAGAUGCUAGGUCCAAGUGUGUCUGAUUUGGUGGAGGGGCGGUUUGCAGAUGGAAGACUCCCUGGAAGUUUGGCUAAGGGUGUUGCGAGGCAGGCUUUGAUGGGACUGGAUGCAUUGCAUCGUAGGGAGAUUGCGCAUGGAGAUUUCCAUAUCCGCAAUCUGGCCUUCGCUAUAUAUCCUAUGGCUAAUAUCCCGGAAGAUGAAUUCAUCAAUCUACUAGGAAAACCAGAUGUCAGAUACGUCCACUGCAACGAUGGUGGAAGACUGGGGCAUGGUAUACCGGAGUAUAUUGUUAGACCUGCGAGUCUACACUCACGAUCAUGGCCUUUAUCAGAUACCAUCAAGCUAGUCGACUUUGGUGAAUCGUUCCCACGGAAAGAUGCACCCAAGACACUCCACACUCCAUUGGUAGUUCGGGCACCUGAAGUGAUAUUCAAAGAUCGUCUGGAUUAUCGUGUGGAUUUGUGGAGUUUAGGCUGUAUGUUAUUCGAGUUAUUUGUCGGUCAACCUCCAUUUGACAGCUUCUUGAUCACUCCCAAGAUUCUCGUUGAGCAAAUGCAAGAAAUGGGGGGCGAAGCAUUGCCUGACAGAUGGGCACCUUUAUGGGAGUCCAUGCGUGGUGAGAAUGCCACUGAAGCCGGGGGCCCUGGAUUGCAAGAGUGGUUGGAGGAGAUGUACUUUGAUGGUGAGCGCAAAGAGGACAUGACGAGAGAUGAUAUUGUGGAGCUGGGGAGGAUUAUUCGGAAGUUGCUACGCUUUGAACCAGGUGCUCGUGCUUCGGUGGAGGAAAUCUUGAACGAUCCAUGGUUUGAAAAUUAA